Diospyros lotus (date-plum) is the source of this 2261-nucleotide messenger RNA. Its product is annotated as probable trehalase. Gene Ontology annotation, biological process: trehalose catabolic process. Gene Ontology annotation, molecular function: alpha,alpha-trehalase activity. The coding region runs from base 330 to 2147 and encodes 605 amino acids. The transcript has 11 exons. Lineage: Eukaryota; Viridiplantae; Streptophyta; Magnoliopsida; Ericales; Ebenaceae. The record is from RefSeq and is a predicted model, not a curated record.
UGCUUAAUGAUAACGGUACGAUCACCCAAACGUAGAAGGGUUGGCAAUGGUGGCUGCUUAGUGCGUAUCGAAAGAAGCCAAAUCCAAGUAUCUAGCCAGAAAUUAGCCAAAUCCAACCAUCCAACCAAAACGUUUCCUCCUCUGUCUCUCUCUGCUUGCUCUCUCCCCUUCGUCGUUGGAAAUCCCGCGUGUGAACACUCCCCCCCCCUCUCUCUCUGUCUGUAUAUAGACACACACACAAAACACCUAAAGAACAAAACAUUAGGGUAAGUUGUCUGAAACCUCUCUACCAAUUGCAACCUCCAUUCCACUUUGUCCAACAAUUCAUAAUGUCUAAGUUUGGAAGCGUAAAUCCCAGACGGAUCCGCUCUAAUUUCUCCCUCCAUCUGCCUAUCAUCUUCUCAAUAUCCAUGGCUGUGAUCGCCGGCGCAGCCGCUACAUCCGAAGCUUCUCCGAUAUGCAGCAUGGCGGAUUCCGGCCCCGUAGUACCCACAACCGCAUUAGUCAGCUUUCUCGAACGCGUCCAAGACACCGCGCUCUACACACUCGGCCAGCACCACUUCGAUCCAAAACUCUACGUCGACCUCUCUCUGAAAUUCAACCUCUCGACCACAGAAGACGCCUUCAAUCGGCUUCCGAGGAGCCAGAACGGAUCGGUGCCGUUGAGAGAGUGGGACGGGUUCAUGAAGACAUACAUGAACGGGGCGGAAGAGGAUUUGGUGUACGCCGAGCCGCCAGAUUUCGCGGCGGAGCCGGAGGGGUUCCUGCCCAAGGUGGCGGAGCCCGCGAUGAGGACCUGGGCAUUGGAGGUCCACUCGCUUUGGAAGAAUUUGAGCCGCCGAGUCGCCGAUAGCGUCUACCGGAACCCCGAGCUCCACACCCUGCUGCCGCUGCCUAAGCCCGUCAUGAUUCCCGGCUCACGCUUCCGGGAGGUUUACUACUGGGACUCUUACUGGGUUAUAAGAGGGUUGUUGGCUAGCAAAAUGUACGAGACUGCGAAAGGGAUUGUGACGAAUCUGAUUUCUCUCAUAGAUGAAUUUGGAUAUGUUCUGAACGGAGCGAGGGCAUAUUACACGAACAGGAGCCAGCCUCCGUUGCUUAGUUCAAUGGUGUAUGAUAUAUACCACAAGACGAGUGACUUGGACUUGGUUCGCGAGGCUCUCCCUGCCCUGCUUAAAGAACACGACUUCUGGACUUCAGAAAUCCAUAGCGUAGUAAUCCAAGAUGCGCAAGGACGGAAUCGGACCUUAAGUCGAUAUCACGCAAUGUGGAACAAACCCAGACCAGAAUCCUCUACCAUUGACAAGGAAACUGCUUCCAAGCUCUUGAAUGAUUCUGAGAAAGAGCAACUUUACCGUGAACUGGCUUCAGCAGCCGAGUCUGGAUGGGAUUUCAGUACAAGAUGGAUGAGGAAUGCAUCUGAUCUCACAACAUUGGCUACAACUUCAAUUCUUCCUGUCGAUUUAAAUGUCUUCAUACUCAAGAUGGAACUCGACAUAGCCUUCUUUGCAAAUGUCACUGGAGAUAGCGUCACUGCUGAAGAGUUCCUCGAAGCUGCCAAGGAAAGACAACAGGCAAUGAACUCUGUUUUCUGGAAUGAGGAGAUGGGACAAUGGCUUGAUUACUGGCUCAUCAGUAACCAUACUACAUCCCAGAAUACAAGUUACACGUGGGAAGCCGUGAACCAGAACAAGAAUGUAUUUGCUUCAAACUUCAUUCCUUUGUGGAUUGACUUGUUUACUUCAGAUGGCACUCGGGGGGAGAGAGUUGUGCAAAGUUUUCAAAGUUCAGGCCUGCUACGCGCUGUUGGGAUCGCAACUUCUUUAACUAACACCGGGCAACAAUGGGACUUUCCAAAUGGUUGGGCACCUCUCCAGCACAUGAUUGUCGAAGGUCUGCUCAAGUAUGGAUCAAAGGAAGCCAGAUCCAUGGCAGAAGACAUUGCUAUAAGGUGGAUCCGAACCAACCAUGAUGCUUACAAGCAAUCAGGCGCAAUGCAUGAGAAGUAUGAUGUCGAAAAAUGUGGAGAGUUUGGAGGUGGCGGGGAAUACGUACCUCAGACAGGCUUUGUCUGGUCGAAUGGAGUUGUGUUGUCAUUCCUGGAGGAUUUGGGGUGGCCUCAAGAUCUGGAAGUAGGCUGCCAGUAGAAAAAGGAAAUUGAAGAAUGCAUUAAUUCCAUACCAGCACAUGAAAACAAAAGCCUCACGCCUUGUAUGAACUCUUCUUCACGAGCAAAAAUAACAUUCAAAUUAAUUGAUUCA